GCAGCCCUGUCGGGGGCCGGCUCAGGUGCAGGAGGGAGCUCCCGGUUGUUGGGACGAGGCUGCAUGGUCUCCCCCCCGAGCCUCGGCUAUGUUGCCUUUUGGAGACAAAACGAGAGAGAUGGUCAAUGCAUGGUUUGCUGAGAGAAUUCAUCCUAUCCCAGUCUGUAAGGAAGGAGUCAGAGGUCACACGGAGUCCUGCUCUUGUCCUACUCAACAGAGUCCCCGUUCCGAGACCACUGCCCCCAGCACCCCCACCAGGAAGAUCUCAGCCUCCGAGUUUGACAGGCCACUCCGGCCCAUAGUGGUCAAGGACGCUGAAGGCACUGUGAGCUUCCUCUGUGACUCAGAAAAGAAGGAACAGAUGCCUCUGCAGCCCCCCAGGUUUAGUCCUGACACAGGAGAUCAGUGCUCAAGGCUCUUGGAGCUUGUGAAAGAUAUUUCCAGUCAUUUAGACGUCGCAGCGCUUUGUCACAAAAUCUUCUUACACAUCCAUGGGCUGAUCUCUGCCGAUCGCUAUUCCCUUUUCCUGGUUUGUGAGGACAGCUCCAAUGACAAAUUCCUCAUCAGUCGCCUGUUUGACGUCGCGGAAGGCUCCACUCUGGAAGAAGCUUCCAAUAGCUGUAUUCGCUUAGAAUGGAACAAGGGAAUUGUGGGUCAUGUGGCGGCUCUGGGGCAGCCCUUGAACAUCAGAGAUGCCUAUGAGGAUCCAAGGUUCAAUGCGGAAGUGGACCAAAUCACAGGCUACAGGACCCAGAGCAUUCUCUGUAUGCCCAUCAAGAACCACAGGGAUGAGGUUGUUGGUGUGGCCCAGGCCAUCAACAAGAAAUCUGAAAAUGGCGGCACAUUCACGGAAAAAGAUGAAAAGGAUUUUGCUGCUUACCUGGCGUUCUGUGGGAUUGUUCUCCACAAUGCCCAAUUGUAUGAGACUUCACUCUUGGAGAACAAACGGAACCAGGUGCUGCUGGACCUUGCCAGCUUGAUCUUUGAAGAGCAGCAGUCCUUGGAAGUGAUUCUAAAGAAGAUCGCAGCUACCAUCAUUGCCUUCAUGCAGGUGCAGAAAUGCACAAUCUUUAUAGUGGAUGAAGAUUGCUCGGAUUCAUUUUCUAGAGUGUUUCACAUGGAGUUUGAGGACUUGGAAAAAUCAGCGGAUGCUGUAACAAGUAGGGAUGGAGACAUGAAUAAAAUCAAUUACAUGUAUGCUCGCUAUGUCAGAGACACCAUGGAACCUCUUAAUAUCCCCGACGUCUAUAAGGACAAGAGAUUUCCCUGGACAAGUGAAAACACAGACAGCUCUCACCAGCCCAUUAGAAGUUUGCUUUGCACACCUAUAAAAAAUGGAAAGAAGAACAAAGUGAUAGGGGUUUGCCAGCUUGUUAAUAAGAUGGAAGAGAAUUCCAGCAAAUUCAAACCUUUCAACAGAAAUGAUGAGCAGUUUCUGGAAGCUUUUGUCAUCUUUUGUGGAUUGGGAAUCCAGAACACCCAGAUGUAUGAAGCAGUGGAGAGAGCCAUGGCCAAGCAGAUGGUGACUCUAGAGGUUCUAUCAUAUCAUGCUUCCGCAGCAGAAGAGGAAACCAGAGAGCUUCAGUCAUUAACAGCCGCCACGAUACCAUCCGCCCAAACCCUCAAGAUAAUGGACUUCUCCUUCAGUGACUUCGAACUCUCCGAUCUGGACACGGCCCUCUGCACAAUUCGAAUGUUCACUGACCUCAACCUCGUGCAGAAUUUCCAGAUGAAACACGAGGUUCUUUGCAGGUGGAUUCUAAGCAUCAAAAAGAAUUAUCGGAAGAACGUAGCCUACCACAAUUGGCGACAUGCCUUUAACACGGCCCAGUGCAUGUUCGCUGCAUUGAAGUCGGGCAGAAUUCAGAACCAGCUGACCGACCUGGAGAUCCUGGCCCUGCUGAUCGCAGCUCUGAGUCAUGACCUGGAUCACAGAGGGGUGAACAAUUCUUAUAUACAGAGAAGUGAACAUCCCCUCGCUCAGCUUUACUGCCACUCCAUAAUGGAGCACCAUCAUUUCGACCAAUGCCUCAUGAUCCUUAACAGCCCAGGCAACCAGAUUCUCAGUGGCUUGUCGAUUGAUGAAUACAAGGCCACACUGAAAAUGAUCAAGCAGGCAAUUUUAGCCACUGACUUGGCACUGUACAUCAAGAGAAGAGGAGAGUUUUUUGAACUUAUAAGAAAGAAACAAUUCAACUUUGAAGAUCCCCAGCACAAAGAGUUAUUUUUAGCGAUGCUGAUGACAGCCUGUGAUCUCUCUGCAAUAACCAAGCCGUGGCCUGUUCAGCAGCGGAUAGCAGAAUUGGUAGCCGCGGAAUUUUUUGACCAAGGAGACAGAGAGCGAAAGGAGUUGAACAUUGAGCCCACAGACCUGAUGAACAGAGAGAAGAAAAAUAAAAUCCCAAGUAUGCAAGUUGGAUUCAUAGAUGCCAUAUGCUUACAACUCUAUGAGGCCCUGGUCCACGUCUCAGAGGCCUGCUUCCCACUGCUCGAUGGCUGUAGAAAGAACAGGCAGAAAUGGCAGGCCCUGGCGGAGCAGCAGGAGAAGAGCCUGCUCAACGGGGAGAGCAGUCAACCCAAACUGAACUGAGACCCUCUGGCAGACGAGCACGCAGAGUUUACGUUUACACAGAAGAUGUCCUAUUUUGUGAUACGGACCUUUCCUAGACACUGUAGGAGUUGGGUAUAUCUUUUGCCACUGCUGUAUUUUUUUUAACGUUUGGUUUUAUUUUUGCACAACGUUGAAGGGAAUAGUGUGACGUGUUUGGGGGGCCUGGUGUGUAUCGUCUGGAUGUGUCUUCAUACCACUGAAGGGAGGUGGCCCGCCCUGCCCACCAUGGCCACAGUUGGCGGAAGACCGGUCUUGAUGCUAAGGUCCGGCAGCGGAGGUCUGGAGGUCUGGGGAGGCUCCGGUUAACCUUUGGCCCCGGGCUGGUCCACGCGUCCCUGGUGGUCUGUGCUGUGGCUGAAUGCGCAGCUCUUCAAGAAUGCUUGGCCACUUCUCUCCCUUCCUAGGGGAGCCAGGAUCACCCAUCCAUUCCUUGGUGUUAGCAAACACAGAGGAGAGGAGGCUGUUGUUCAGGACUGAUUUUGGACAGGGUUGGAUUGCGGGGAUUUGGGAGACGCGUUUAUCAGCAAUCGCAACCACGUCUCAACUCAACAACUUUCAGGAUUCUAGACUAUUGGGAAGGCUGUGACGUGCCUUGUGAUCUAUAGUGAAGGGAAACACGGAAGACACUCAUUAUGGUCAGAUGGGAUCUCAGAAGCCAUUUGAUCCAGCCCUCGCAUUUUAAAGCUAUGGUCACGGGCCCCCACAGCUAAGUGACUUGUCCAAGGUCACACAAGUAAUAGACAUCAGGGGCAAGAUUCGAACCUACAUCCAUAGGGCCAUACUUCUAGAGGAUGAAGAGGACUCAGAAGCCCCCUACUCCAAUUCUCCUAUUUUACAGAUAAGGCAAGUGGGGCCCAGGGAAGCUAAGUGACUUUCCCAAGGUCACGCAGGUAGUAAGCGUCAGAAGAGGAAUUUGAACUUGAGUCCAUAGGUCCAGAGUUAGAAGGGUCCAUAGAGGGCACUGAGUACAGCCAACCCUUUCAUUUCAUAGAUAAAGGAAUCAAGGUGUGCAGCAGGUGACUCGCCCAGGGUCACGUAGCUAGUUGGCUUUUUAAUGAGAAAGGUUACAUUGCAGAUGUCUGAGGGAGAAGGAAUCUUUUGGUUAGGCAGUGGGGUUAAGUGACUUGCCCAGGGUCAUGCAGUUAGUAAGUGUUACGUGUCUGAGG
Vombatus ursinus (common wombat) is the source of this 3777-nucleotide messenger RNA. RefSeq names its product phosphodiesterase 5A (gene PDE5A). Gene Ontology annotation, biological process: signal transduction. Gene Ontology annotation, molecular function: 3',5'-cyclic-GMP phosphodiesterase activity; protein binding. Bases 89 to 2590 code for a protein of 833 amino acids. NCBI's taxonomy places the organism in Eukaryota, Metazoa, Chordata, Mammalia, Diprotodontia, Vombatidae. The transcript has 21 exons. The record is from RefSeq and is a predicted model, not a curated record.